This is a messenger RNA of Pediculus humanus corporis (human body louse), 474 nucleotides long. RefSeq lists its product as uncharacterized. Bases 1 to 474 code for a protein of 157 amino acids. The record is from RefSeq and is a predicted model, not a curated record. NCBI's taxonomy places the organism in Eukaryota, Metazoa, Arthropoda, Insecta, Psocodea, Pediculidae. The transcript is spliced from 3 exons.
AUGUUGAAGAAAACAAAAAAUUAUAUUUGUCAGAGGAGUGAUAAUUACAAAACGAGAUUCGUAAUUGAUUUGUUUAUGUUUUCCACGCUUUUCAACGGAAUCAAUUGUCAUUGUAAUCAAAAUCAAAGUGAUUGGAAUGAAAGAAGUUUCGGAUUAGGUUCAACCCAUAGAGUCGGUUUUUUCGGUCAUAGAAAAAGACUGCAAUUUGCUCUUUUGCCAAUAAUGUACAAAAUGGGCGUUAUGACGACAUUACUAACAGGUCUCACUGUACUUGCUCUUAAAGGAUUAACAAUUGGAGUGAUUUUACUUUUUUUUGCUUUUGGAAAUCAUUUUGUAAAAUAUGGAAAAUUAUCUGGUCACUCUUCACAACCCAUUCACGUUCACGUUCAUCCAAAUAAUGAUAAACACGUGACAUAUACUAAAUAUCAUGAUUACGGAGGUGAAACAUAUUCAGGUACAAAGUUUACAAAAUGA